AUGUAGAUAUGGUUAAAAAUUGUAUUUGGAAUUGCCACAUCUGCUGUUCUUGCUUUGCUGGUGAUGUGCAUUGUCUUACGUCCUUCAAGAGUUCAUGACUCUGAAGGAAGUACAACAAGAACACUCACAUUGAAGGAUAUUUUAAAUGGGACAUUUUCCUAUAAGACAUUUUUUCCAAACUGGAUUUCAGGACAAGAAUAUCUUCAUCAGUCUACAGAUAAUGAUAUAGUAUAUUACAAUAUUGAAACAGGAGAAUCAUAUACCAUUUUGAGUAAUAACACCAUGAAAAGUGUGAAUGCUUCAAAUUAUGGCUUGUCACCUGAUCGGCAAUUUGCCUAUCUAGAAAGUGAUUAUUCAAAGCUUUGGAGAUACUCUUACACAGCAACAUAUCACAUCUAUGACCUAAAUACUGGACAGUUUGUAAGAAGAAAUGAGCUUCCUCGUCCAAUUCAGUAUUUAUGCUGGUCGCCUGUUGGGAGUAAAUUAGCAUAUGUCUAUCAAAACAAUAUCUAUUUGAAACAAAGACCAGAAGACCCACCUUUUCAAAUAACAUUUAAUGGAAGAGAAAAUAAAAUAUUCAAUGGGAUCCCAGACUGGGUUUAUGAAGAGGAAAUGCUUGCUACAAAAUAUGCUCUCUGGUGGUCUCCUAAUGGAAAAUUUUUGGCAUAUGCAGAAUUUAAUGAUACCGAGAUACCAGUUAUCGCCUAUUCCUAUUAUGGUGAUGAACAAUACCCUAGAACAAUAAAUAUUCCAUACCCCAAGGCUGGAGCUAAGAAUCCUGUUGUUCGGUUAUUUAUUAUCGAUGCCACUCACCCUGAGCAUAUAGGUCCCAUAGAAGUGCCAGUUCCAGCAAUGAUAGCAUCAAGUGAUUAUUAUUUCAGUUGGCUCACAUGGGUUACUGAUGAACGAAUAUGUUUCCAGUGGCUGAAAAGAAUCCAGAAUGUUUCAGUUCUGUCUAUAUGUGAUUUCAGAGAAGGCUGGCAGACAUGGGAUUGUCCAAAGACCCAGGAGCAUAUAGAAGAAAGCAGAACUGGAUGGGCUGGUGGAUUCUUUGUUUCAACACCAGUUUUCAGCUAUGAUGCCAUUUCAUACUACAAAAUAUUUAGCGACAAGGAUGGCUACAAACAUAUUCACUAUAUCAAAGACACUGUGGAAAAUGCUAUUCAAAUUACAAGUGGCAAGUGGGAGGCCAUAAAUAUAUUCAGAGUAACACAGGAUUCACUGUUUUAUUCUAGCAAUGAAUUUGAAGGCUACCCUGGAAGAAGAAAUAUCUAUAGAAUUAGCAUUGGAAGCUAUCCUCCAAGCAAAAAGUGCAUUACUUGCCAUCUAAGGAAAGAAAGGUGCCAAUAUUACACAGCAAGUUUCAGUGACUACGCCAAGUACUAUGCACUUGUCUGCUAUGGCCCAGGCCUCCCCAUUUCCACCCUUCAUGACGGUCACACUGAUCAAGAAAUUAAAAUCCUGGAAGAAAACAAGGAAUUGGAAAAUGCUUUGAAAAAUAUCCAGCUGCCUAAAGAAGAAAUUAAGAAACUUGAAGUGGAUGAAAUUACUUUAUGGUACAAGAUGAUUCUUCCUCCUCAAUUUGACAGAUCAAAGAAGUAUCCCUUGCUAAUUCAAGUGUAUGGUGGUCCUUGUAGUCAGAGCGUAAGGUCUGUAUUCGCUAUUAGUUGGAUUUCUUAUCUUGCAAGUAAGGAAGGGAUAGUCAUUGCCUUGGUGGAUGGCCGAGGAACAGCCUUCCAAGGUGACAAACUCCUGUAUGCAGUGUAUCGAAAGCUGGGUGUUUAUGAAGUUGAGGACCAGAUCACAGCUGUCAGAAAAUUCAUAGAAAUGGGUUUCAUUGAUGAAAAAAGAAUAGCCAUAUGGGGCUGGUCCUAUGGAGGCUAUGUUUCAUCACUGGCCCUUGCUUCAGGAACCGGUCUUUUCAAAUGUGGGAUAGCAGUGGCUCCUGUCUCCAGCUGGGAAUAUUACGCAUCUAUCUACACGGAGCGAUUCAUGGGCCUCCCAACAAAGGACGAUAAUCUCGAGCACUAUAAAAAUUCAACUGUGAUGGCAAGAGCAGAAUAUUUCAGAAAUGUAGACUAUCUUCUCAUCCACGGAACAGCAGAUGAUAAUGUGCACUUUCAAAACUCAGCACAGAUUGCUAAAGCUCUGGUUAAUGCACAAGUGGAUUUCCAGGCAAUGUGGUACUCUGACCAGAACCAUGGCAUUUCCGGCCUGUCCACGAAGCACUUAUACACCCACAUGACCCACUUCCUAAAGCAGUGUUUUUCUUUGUCCGACUAA
Molecule: messenger RNA, 2283 nt
Organism: Puma concolor (puma)
Lineage: Eukaryota; Metazoa; Chordata; Mammalia; Carnivora; Felidae
Gene: FAP
Product: fibroblast activation protein alpha
Biological process (GO): proteolysis
Cellular component (GO): plasma membrane
Molecular function (GO): dipeptidyl-peptidase activity; serine-type endopeptidase activity
Source: RefSeq, a predicted model, not a curated record